AUGCGUCUGGAGCCUGGGCCAACAAGGACUACAUCUCCCAGAGGGCAGCGCGCCGAUGCGCACGCGCUCACGGACCGUUUCCCUCACCACCACCCCCCCCGACACAUACAUGUGCCCCUCAAACCUCCGGCCGUUGACAUCCUCCGUGUGGGGAGGUGGUGGGUACGGAGAGGACGGAACGGCAGCCUAAAGUCGAAGUGGCUGGAGCUUGAAGGUGUUCCGCGACUUGUGAGCGGUUCAAACGUGGAUUGCUGUGGAGGAUUUGCCAGUUUGGAUUACGGCAAGAUCGACAUUUCAAUAAUGGCCAAUGUUUUUAGCUACUUCGAUUGGACGGACGUGAAGUUCAAUAUUGCUAUCUUGGCUGUUGCUUUCAACCCGCUGUUCUGGAAUAUUGUAGGGCGGUGGGAACACAGAACAAGAUCUCUCACUAAGUUGUUUGGUUCUCCUUUCACUGCGUGUUACUCUGUUGCAGUCAUAAUUCUCCUUCUGAACUUCUACAGGAGUUACAGUUUUACUGAAGCAAUGAAGAUUCAGCCUAAGGUUCAAGUCCUUGACAGUGCUGCAGCAUUUUACAUAGGCCUUGGCCUGUCACUACUUGGAACCAUCCUUGUCCUGAGCAGCUUCUUUGCACUGGGAUUCAUUGGUACAUUUUUAGGAGACUAUUUUGGAGUCUUAAUGGAGGCUAAGGUACUGACCUUUCCUUUCAAUAUCAUGGAGAAUCCUAUGUAUUGGGGGAGCACAUUAGUCUACUUGGGCUGGGCUGUCAUGAACGCUAGUCCUACCGGACUGGUCCUUACUGCUUGGGUAGCAGCUGUGUACAAGGUUGCAAUUCUGAUUGAAAGCUGGCAAGAUUGGAACCGUUCAUAGAAAUUGGAUUUGUCAUUUCUAUUAAUCUACUCUGCAGGCUUGCAGCAAGACAGUGCAUAUUGUUAUGAAUCCUUGCAGGGCACAGCAUAAAAGACCACAUCACCUACUGAAUUCUGUUAUUUUUACAUUAGAACACAGUACUGAUCAAAAAUAUUGCACAGUUAGCAUUUCCGAUCAUUUUAUUUUGUAAACUCUUGCCUGCUAUUGACUUUUGUGCAAACCUGCUUGAUAUAAAAAUAUUACAGCACUGCCAAGAUGUGCUCUAACGGAGCGUAAUUUGAACGAUGAUAUCUCAAAUAUAGAUCAAAUUGUAUUCUGUAUUAAUGGAUGAGAAAAAUAUGUAUUUUCGUAUACAAUAGAAUAUGUUUCCAGUGUCUUUGUCUGAGCCAUCACCAUGAAAAUCAUUUUGUAGCCAUGUAUUCUGGAGAGUUCCAAAUUCAAUUCCUGGCCUGCACUGAUUUAGUUGAUAUCAGUGGAUUAUACUUGGUGUCGGUGCCUCUCAGCCGAGGUGGGCAAAAUCACUUUGGGCUCUGGUUCCCUGCUUACAAUCAAUGACUCUCUGAAAUAUGAACAAGUAUCGUUUUGAGUGAGGACCAGAUUUAAUGGCUCUUACAGUCAAAUUGUCUGCUGAAAUGGAAUGUUUUGGCUUACAAAUGAAGAAUAUCUGUUUGAACAAUGUAUUGUAAGAGCCUUUGCAAAAUGGAUGAAAGGGAAAAACAUUUAAACAGUAAGGCGAGAAAAAGGAUUUCUGCUGUGUGUAGUAACAUUGUAAAACAGCUUUUUGGUGUACAUGCAUACAUUGCAGUUAGUUAUGAAAAACAGGAAUCCUUUCCAGUAGUAUUAUAUAAGAUUUAAAUGGAGGUAUUGUGUUUUUUACUCUGACUGAUAGUUGAAGCAGGCAGUGUCCUUUAAAUGUAUGGGCUAAGCCCCAGUUAUGUCAUUACAGUCUAGGACUUAUUUUUACCCAAGGGUAAAGGGCAAAGAGUAGUGGUGGCUUCUCCCCAAAACCAAACUUUACAGAGUCCAGAUCCAGGGCUAAAAGUGACUGUGGUGACUCUACACCUUUAAUGUUUUCCAUGUUUCCCAGUGAACCAACUGAAGCAGGAUUGAUGCUCCAAGCUGUACAGGGAAACCUGACAUCUCAGGCCUGAGGUUGACUCACUACCCAUCACAAUCCCCUCCCUAAAUCUGCCGAAGCACUUGGAGACGGUAGGGAAGGCAGAUGCUGGAAACUAGAAAUCAAUAAAUGUGGAAAUGGAAAAGACACCUUGUCCUGAUGAAGGGUUUUGGCCCAAAACAUUGACUUUACUGCUCCUCGGAAGCUGUCCGACCAGCUGUGCUUUUCCAGCUCCACAUUUACUGCCAAUGCACUUGCCAGUGCUCCAGUUUCUUCAUAGCAGCCUCUGAGCUGCCUGAUUUUAACAGGGACCUCUGUAAGCAAUAUGAGAUAAUCAGAUCUUGAAACUAGAUUAUAGCCAAGAUGCCCAAAGGUUUGAGAAGAUUUUUGUUUUUAGAGUAAAUGAGAUAUUCUCGGUGUAUUAGUAAUCAGUUGUAUGCCACCUGUGUCACAUCAGUUCAUCAGCACAACACAAAAUUUUAAAAUGAUUUUCAUCUUCCAAAAACAUUUCUUGCUUUCUGGCAAUACAACAGGCUGCUGGAGUGAUGUGGGAAAGGAGUCUAACUUCAGUGCCCUGCUCUUUUUAAAAAAAAAUUGUGGAGGUCAGUGCGACCAGUCCAAAACACUUUUUUUUGCUGCAGUUUCUGAUGUUUACUUGCAACUGAUUAUAUAGCCUUUUAAAUUGUGUGUGUUUUUUUCUUUUGAAAGGAUAAGGGUAAUUUGUACAAGAAUAAUUGUUGCUCUAUAUUUUAUUUGGACCAUUUAUUUCACAUGGUGAGUCCAACCCUGCCUUUGCUACUCUUCAGUGUGGUACAGGGACAGCAGUGCUACGUAACAGUAGACACUGCCACUUCAGCUAGCCAUCAUUAGCAAACUCAAAUCAAACUAAAUGUAAAAGGACAAAUGUAAAAACCAAAAGAACUGCAGAUGCUAGAAACCCGAAACAAGAACAGAAAUUGCUGGAAAAGCUCAGCAGCGUCUGUGGAGAGAAAUCAGUUAACGUUUUGGGUCCAGUGACCGUUCCUUAGAACAGGACAAAUGUUCCCUCUUCCCAUCAAAGGGGAAGAAAUGUUUCAGUUAUUGCUAUCACACUAAAAAAAGUUGGAGAGAAUUUACUGUAAUUUGAAUAAUCUCAAAUCCUCUCCUACCUUAACAUGAGCCAUACCUUAGGGCUUCAGAUUGGUAUGACAGGUCGGCACAACAUCGAGGGCCGAAGGGCCUGUACUGUGCUGUAAUGUUCUAUGUUCUAAGAUCUGUUUGAGAGGAGGAAAGCUGAAGAAAACCACACUUGACCCUGAGUGACCACUAAUUGAACUCUGAAAGCAAGGAAAUAAUUACAGACUGCUAACUAUGUUACAAAAGCAAAUUUUCUGUGCAAUUUUGAAUUUGAAAUUGGUGGCACAGUAAAACAUUUCCUACUGUGUUCCUUAUUACUGUGUUUGUGAUUUGUUGCCUCACACAACAGUGUAAUUGUUUGGUUACCAUUCAACUGACUUAUAAAGUUAAGUAUUAGGGCUAUCCAGAAGGGAAAGUAGUCAUUGCAGCAGAAUAAGGUGGCAUUGCACAUUGAGGCCAUGAAGUCCUGACGUAUCUGACUCAGCAGGCAUUACUAAACACGCUGAAAUUUCCUUGAAAUAAUAAAGCCUGCACCCCAACUAACCCCACUGCUACCACCAUGUGCACCUGGUAACAGCUAACACCCAACACCUAGCAGCUCUGGAGCUGGCAUUCUCCUCCGUGAUCUGACACAGGAUCCUAAGCCCAACAUCCCCAAGGCCUGCACCCUUCCCCCCCCGCCCCCAAACCAGAAUAUCCACUUGCACUGAACUGAUCCCAGCCUGACAAAUGCUCCUGUUCAAUGCUUAAGCAUUCAUCCACUUACCUUGCAACUUGCAUCCCGUACCCUUCACUUACAUGACAUCUUACCCAACCCUACCCAUCUACUAUCGUACCCCCUACUUCAUCAUUCAUCUGGCACCCUAUCUCCCUGACCUAAAAGCCAUGCUACCUCCCCAACCUACCUGGCACCCUAAUCCCCUCUCUGCCACCACCAUUUCUCUCUCACAGUUACCUUCUCUCAGCAGCUUUUAAGUUGGCUACAGGAUCUUUAAAACAUAGAACAUGGCACUUAUUGUUAAAAAAAGUGGCCGGGUUUCCUCCUUGAUCCUCUCUGUUCCUAUCUUUGUGGAUUCCUGGAUUUGUCUGUGUCACUUUAAGAGCGGAGUCUCCUUGCCAUGAAAUUGGGACGGAAACCUUCUUUAAAACAGAAGUGCCCUGUAGCUAUUGCAUAUUCCAGUGACAGCAAACAAAGUUCCAUGUCGCCGUUCCAGCUAAUUAUAUUCCCAUCAAUCUAUUCUCAAACACCAACAAAAUGACGCAAGUUGUCCUCAACAGAUCUGUUAUGCUGCUCAUAUUGACAUUUUCAACAAUGCUCAGUUUGGGUUCAUGAUGAGUGCUUCACUCCAGCCCUUUUUACAGAUUUGGACUAUAGGUUUUUUUAUCAGAAAAGAAAUGAAUUCCAGAGGUCAUGUUGACAGCAGCUUCCCUUCACAGCAAGGCAGCAGUUAAGCCUGAAAAUUGGAGUACUUCCACUCACCAAAGUCAUCUGUAGCAUAAUGGAAAAUGAUUGACAUUGUUGGAGUUGUGCAACCAAUGGAACCAAUCAGUAGGUAACCUGUAAUUGAAAUCAGUUUCAUUCAUUUGCAGAUGUGGGUUUGCUGGCUAGGCCAGCAUUUAUUCCUACCCCUAAUUACCCAGAAAGCAGCUAAGAGUCAAUCACAUCACACUGGAUCUGGAGUCACAUGUAAAUCAGAUCAGGUAAAGAUAACUGAUUUCUUUCCAUUCAGGAGUAAGAGAUAAUGGGAACUGCACAUGCUGGAGAAUCUGAGGUAACAAAGUGUGGAGCUGGAUGAACACAGCAGG
Molecule: messenger RNA, 4906 nt
Organism: Stegostoma tigrinum
Lineage: Eukaryota; Metazoa; Chordata; Chondrichthyes; Orectolobiformes; Stegostomatidae
Gene: pemt
Product: phosphatidylethanolamine N-methyltransferase
Exons: 7
Coding region: 1-867 (288 amino acids)
Biological process (GO): phosphatidylcholine biosynthetic process
Molecular function (GO): phosphatidylethanolamine N-methyltransferase activity
Source: RefSeq, a predicted model, not a curated record